Messenger RNA from Dendroctonus ponderosae (mountain pine beetle), 2962 nucleotides. Its product is annotated as protein kintoun. Gene Ontology annotation, cellular component: cytoplasm. Gene Ontology annotation, biological process: axonemal dynein complex assembly. The record is from RefSeq and is a predicted model, not a curated record. NCBI's taxonomy places the organism in Eukaryota, Metazoa, Arthropoda, Insecta, Coleoptera, Curculionidae.
UUUCUAUGGCCUACAAACGUCCCAAAUAGGUUGUUAACGUGAGUUUUUUGUGACUUUUUGCCUGAGAAAGUCAAUUUUUUCGCUUCUUCAUUCGAAGCUCCGUGUCGUCGAUAGUUUCGGAAUUUUUGGAAAAUUGCUCACUUUUAAGCAUUUCAUAAAACAUUCUUAAAACGUAAAUAUCAAGUACAUGAUCAGCUUUUAGCAAAAUUAAGUGAAUUAGCGAAUAUCUGAAUCACAAUUCGCAUGUUGAUAUUUAUCAAGUAUCAUUCCAUUGAUAUGGCGGGUGUUUUUCCGUUGCCAUGAACCAAAAUUAUCUAUUUAUACAAGCAGGAACGUUUCGUUAGGUCGAUAAGGAGCAUUACGCAAUUGUCCUCAUUAUUGCGACAACAUUCGAUAGCAUUUGAUCUAAAUACUGCGAACGAAUCAUAGCCAAGGCGCUAAUAAUUGACUGUGAAACGUUUCAAAUUUCCCGCGAGUUAACCCAAGCUGAUCCUGACGUCUUCGUUGUCAAAACAAACCGGCUGAUUUGUCCACGUGAACUACGCAUACAAAUCUCGAAGGCCUCAUUAUUUAUUUUGGUUUCGCGCAUUUCCCUGGGUGUUUCUUCAGUGUUUGCACUAUUUUUAGGCAAGGAUUACGUGGUGUUUUUGUAAUGGCAAGUUCAUUCGACCGGCUUAAAGAAUUAGAUUUGUCCCGAGACGAAGUGAACCGACUAGGCGAAGCCCUCAGAAACGAAGAAUUCCGUAAGUUGCUGGGCGACUACGUUGACGAAAUUCAAGAUCCGAAAAAUCGACAAAUCUAUGAGGAGGAAGUGAAAAACUUGGAGAAAGAAAGGGGUCAGGAAGUGACGUUUUUACAUCCUACACCAGGUUAUGUCAUAAAAACCAGCGUGAACGGAAGUGGCAAAGGAUUUAUCAAUAUCUGCUCCAACACCAACAUAGCUAAGCCCUCCUCUUCCCCAACGGUGAAGGAUGGAACUAAGGGGCUUCAAUGGUCUCUUCCUCAUUCGCUCUCACCUCCUCACGAGGACGUUGAUAACAGAGGAGCUCGCUGUCAGGUCUACGAUGUGCUCUUUCACCCCAACACGUUGCACCUUGCCAGUAAAAACGGCGACUUUCGCUCAAUGGUUAAUAACGUAGCCCUUGAAGCAGUGGAGCACAGCUUCAAUGUGACGUUGGACAAGAAAAACCUUAAGCACCCCAAAAUGUCUUUCAAGGGCCUGCAACGGGCCAGCAUUUUGCGCAGACCUACAUCAGAAAAACCCACUGAAAAGACCCCCGAAGAGCAGGCAUUAUUCGAUAAAAUCUAUUCAGAAAUCGACUCUCAGCGGCCGAAAAAGACCUCAACCAAAUCGAGAAGUCGACGAAAUAGUCAUGAAAACCCCAUUUAUACCACACCGAAAUACGUAAUCAAACACAGCACUCACAUAGAUAUGCAAGACUUCACCGAACACAAAAAUGCCAAACUCAAUGCCGCCAUCCCCAAACAGCUUAUUGUGGAAAUCAAUCUUCCACUCCUUCGAGCAUCCAGCGAUAUGGAGCUGGAUGUGACUGAGAAAACUGUCCAUCUAGUAAGCGAAAAACCUGCAAAGUACAAACUGAACCUCACCCUUCCAUAUCAAGUAAGUGAAACCAGUGGUACUGCCAAGUUUGAUAAAGAUCAAAAGAAACUUGUGAUAACAUUGCCGGUUCAAAGAACUGCAUUCGAACCUACAAGGGACGACAGUGGUGUGGAAAGUUGCGUCGAAAGCGACCUGAAUAGCCCAACAAGCUUUGAAUCGGACGAAGAAGAGCCAUCAGUGAAACCUAGUGAAAAGACCGAUGCUUCUAGUGAUAAGACAGUGAAAACCCAAGCAGUUGACGAUGACUUCCUCAACAGCAGUGAUCUCUACAACUUACCUGAAUUUACUUGUAACGUAUUUGAUAGCACGGUUGCUUUUACUUUUAAUGUUAAAAAUGUGGAUGAAGCCACAGUGUGCAAACAAACUAUCUAUGAAAAAUCGAUAGUUAAAGUUAAAUUUACUAAUGUUAGUUCUAGUUUUUACCCCACAUCUUAUGCCUUCUACGUGCAGUUUCCUCAGCAUGAGAUCAAGGAGGACGGCACAACCAUUGAGACCUGGGACAAUAACGUGAUUCUUCAAAUCCCCUUGAAGGCUAGUGAAAGCAAAUUAAUCUCGUACCUGUAUGGUAUGGAUGAGGCGAAAUUGAGUAAAAAGUUUAUCGAAGAACCCAUAAUAAUCAGCACCAUUCAUGAGCACCCAGAGCUGCAGGAAAAACCACCAACUGAAAAUCAUGCAGUGAAAGAAAACUUCCCAAAGAAGGAAAAACCUCCACAGAACCCCCAGCUUUUAAAAUCGACUUCUGCUAUUGACAUUCUGACUUCAUAUGAGUCUAGUGGCGAUGAAUUAAGCGCAAGCAGCUUUUCGCCAAGGAAAAGCAAAGGAAUUCUCAAGCGACUAUCAGGAAGUAGAUCGAAAUUCGGGCGAAGUGUUUCGGAGUCCAGUCUGGACGAUUUUAUUUGCUCAUCGUUCGAAAACUACCAAGGCAGUAUUGAAUGCGUCCCGGAAGAUUCAAGGGAGGAAGACGAAAUGUCUUCCAGCUUCAAGAAAACCGUUCGCUUCAACGAUGUGGUAGUCAAGCAGUUGUUUCGGUCCAAUUCCAGCAUCCUGGGCCAGAAGAAGAAGAACCAACGAAAAGCGCGCAACAAGAAACGAUCGCACGACCGUCGCAAUAGUGAAAGCGAAAGUUCCGACGUCGAAAUCAAGAAGGAGGGAGAUGAGCAGACUAUUGGGAGCAGAGGAGGGAAUCCAGAGCUUCGCCCUCCAGGCUCGGAUAGCGACAAGAAGGAAUACGGCGGCAUUUUCCACUUGGAGAUGAAUAAUUAAGCAGUCUGUUUGAUUUAACUGCACUGGUCAAUUUUUUAUUCGCGCACUACUAUUAGCAAUAUAAUGGGUUUUAGAGGA